AUGAAUUUGGAAUACCCAUGGGAUGUGUAGAAAAUUAAAUUUAAGAAUAUUUAGGUUUUUCGAAGUCAUUAAAAAGAGGUAAUUUGAUAGUAUAAAAUCACUUAGAAAUAUAUACUAAUUGGCAAUCAUACGCUAUCAUAAUAAUUUUGCAUUCUACAUCUAAAUAUUCUUAAAGGACCAGAUCUUUAUUAAAAAGAACUUAAACAAUACAUAUAUGAAGAAGAACGUUAGUUUGAGACAUUAGAGGAUGCUAAACAAUACUUAAAUAAAUAUAAUUUAACUUAUCUCUAUACAGUAUCAGGAAUAAUAGGAUUUAUAAAAUUAGUAUAAGGAUAUUAUGUAAUGUUCAUUAAGAGACGUAAAUCAAUAGCUAAAUUGGGCAAACACAAAAUAUUUACAAUUGAAGAAAGAUCAAUAGUGGAAUUAUUUGAUGGACCAUAUUCAUAGAUUGAAUCAAAAUAUAAGAAAUUAUUAUAGGAUUAUGAUUUAGAAAUAGGUUUCUAUAGUAGUUAUACUUAUGAUGCUACGAGUUCCUUAUCAAAGAAUAUAAUUCCAUCUGAAGAUGUUCAAAACAAGAAUCAAAAAUAUCAUUAAAUAGGAUAAUACAGAAAUUUAUUUAUGUGGAAUCAUUACUUAUUAGCUGAAUUUGAUAAAAUAAUUAAAGAUAAAAGAUGGGUGAUUCCAAUUAUUCAUGGUUAUUGCGAAUAAAGUACAAUAAAAACAGUUGCUAAUUAUUUUAGUAUUACUUUAUUAGCUAGAAGAUCUACAAAACAUGCUGGUGCUCGUUAUUUAACUAGAGGUAUAAAUGAAUAAGGUUAUGUUGCAAAUUUUGUAGAAACAGAACAAAUUGUAAUUGAAUUAGAUAAAUCAACAUGUUAAAGACCUGCUUGUUCUUCAUUUAUAUAAAUUAGAGGUUCUGCUCCUGUUUAUUGGUAUUAAGAACCAAAAAUGUAUUUAUUUAAAUUACCAAUUAAAAUACAUUAGAGUGAUCCUUAUUUAUAUGCAACAAAGAAACAUUUUUGUGAUUUGAUUUCUUCAUAUGGUAGAUAAAUCUAUAUGGUAAAUUUGGUUAAAUAGAAUGAACAUAAUAAAAGAGAAUAAGUAUUAGCUGAAGAAUAUUUUUCAGCUAUCAAUACUGUUAAAGAUGAAAUGUAAAGUUAAACAGAAAUAGAAAUAGGAUAUUUAGGAUUUGAUAUGAAAGCAUAAUUAAAAUAGGAUAAAGAAGAAUUUGUUAAUAAAUGUUAUUCAUUAGCAUAUUAUUGUAUUAUGAAAACAGGAGUAUUUUUAUUUGUAAAAGAACCUAAAUGUAAUGAGAAUGUUAUUAUUGAAAUAUAAAAUGGUGUUGUAAGAUCUAAUUGUGUUGAUUGUUUGGAUAGAACAAAUACAUUUUAAUAAUUGAUUGGUGAAAUGGCACUUGGAAUAUAAUUAGCAAAAAUAAAUCAAAGUAGUUUGAAAUUUAAUUUGCUUUUAUUAAAUGAAUCUAUCUUAUAAGAAUUUAGGGAGAUGUAUGAAUAAUUAGGUGAUUUUGUUUCAUAAUAAUAUGGUAGUUCAUUAGCACAUAAAUAAAAUAUUGGUUAGAAAUCUAAAAGAAUAGAAUUAUUUACUUCAUUAAAAAGACAUUAUAAUAAUAAUAUAGAAGAUCCUUAAAAACAAAAUUAAAUUGAUUUAUUUUUAGGAAUUCAUCGUCCUUCUCUAGAUGGACCCUUUAUUGGAGAUAGAAUUACUAUUUUUUUGUUUCCAGAUACAAAAUAUUUAUAAUAAUUUACUCAACAUAAAUAAUGGUGGGUAAAUCCUUAUUUAGAAUUUCAAUAGAAAUCAUUAAUAGAUGAAAUAAGCAGAAGAUGUAAAGAGGCUUGUUAAUAGGCUAAAAAAGAUUAGAAAAUGAAAAUUGAGAGAAAAUAAACAAUAUUUAAUUUUGAUAUUAUUGAGAAAAUGAAACAUAAAGCUAAUUAAAAAUUAAAAGGAAAAAAUGUUUUCAUUUUAUCAUCACCUUAUACUAAAGUUAGAGAAAAGCCUCCUAAUUAUGUAUCCAAACCUUUUAAUUUAGAAGAAAAAUUGAAAAAACCUUAUUAUGAUGUUAUAUAAAUUUAUGAAGCUGAGGAAGAAGGUGAUUCUCCUUGUGAUUCUCACCAUUCUUCCCCUAAAUUAAAUUUAUAAAAUUUAAAAACUCGAUUCUCACUUCUAAAGGGAAAUGAAAUUCUUGAAAUUGAAAAAUAUACUAGAAUAAAAACAUUCGAUGAAUUAACUGAUGAAGCAAAUCAAAUUAGAAAAUAUUUAAAAUAUAAUCUAUCAUCAGAUGAUGAAGAAAAAUUAAGAAAAAAUUUAAAAAGAUAUCUAAAUGGAGAAUAACCUAAAGAAUAAGUUGCUCUAAUAGACAAAAAUCAAGAUAUUUAAAAAUAAUAUAGUGAAGUAUAAAAAUCAAUUGCAAAUUCAGAAACAGUCUAAGAUAUUUCAAUAUAAUAGACAAAAAAGAUACCUGUUGAAUAGAAAUCAGUCAAAUUUUUAGAAUCUUUAUUAAAAAAGAAUUUUGCUUAAUCAUAGAAACUAAAAAUAAAUAAAAUAUGA
Messenger RNA from Paramecium pentaurelia, 2565 nucleotides. The record is from the annotation of a GenBank genome assembly. Lineage: Eukaryota; Ciliophora; Oligohymenophorea; Peniculida; Parameciidae.